UCGCAUUGCGCAAGCGCGGAUGGUACCGGUAAAAUCUUACAAGAUGGCGGACGAAGUCGUAGAUUUAGAAGUUGCGAGACAAAAGAUGCGACAAUGGCGAGAAGAACCACUACGAAACAGCGAAGAAGUGGUGGAAUUAGGAGAAUGUCUUCUACUGGAACACGGGAACAAACUAGGGGAUGAACUGUGGACAAUUUACGAGCAGGUUUUUUUGGCAUCUUUAGAUAGUGGGAAAUUGGAUUUGGCGACCAUGUGUUUGAAAGAACUAAACACUCAAUUCCCGAAUAGUAUGCGAGUGAAGAAGUUAAAAGGUAUGAGAUUAGAGGCAUUAGGGAGAUUUGAUGACGCUGAGAGAAUCUAUGACAAGAUUCUUGAGGCCGAACCAGCUAAUGCAGUGGCUCUUAAAAGAAAAAUUGCAAUCUUGAAAGCAGAAAACAAAAUGGUCGAGGCGAUCAAGGAGUUGAAUGAAUAUUUAACUAAGUUUAUGAACGACCAAGAAGCGUGGAUGGAGCUUGUAGAGCUGUACAUAACCCAUCAAGAUCUGAAAAAGGCUAAAUUUUGCAUGGAAGAACUGAUUCUUACUAACCCUCACAAUCAUCUCUACCAUCAAAGAUAUGCUGAGAUCCUAUAUACUAUAGGAGAUCUAGAAAGUAUGGAAAAAUCAAGGAAGUACUUUGCACAGUCCCUUAAACUAGAUAACGACAACAUGCGAGCACUUUAUGGCUUCUUCAUGGCUGCCUCACACCUCUCCAUAUCUGCAAAGGAGCCGAAAGCAAAGCGGGAAAAUGCAAAGUACUCAGCAUGGGCCGGCGCCCAGAUCAUGGAACGCUACCAAGCGGCAAGGGCUGGGAAUGGUGGCACGCAAGAGGAGGAUAAUAUGGGAGUGCUAGGAAGUAUGCUUGAUUCACUACAGCUUAGUUUACCCCAAAACAUCCCAUCCUAAUUCAUCAAGCACAUACUUCUGUAUGGAUGCAUCUCGCUGGAACAAGUUUGCAUCGUAGAAGAUCCAGACUAAUACCUUUCUAUGCUUGCACUAACUAUUGACACUUCAAGUUUUGAGCUCUGGUAUUUUGUAACCACAAAGCCUUGACAAUUUCCCCUGAUGAAUUAUUGACCUGACUGCAAAUUAUGUAAAGCAAUUGUAAGACUCUGUCAGCCACCAUUUUGUGAUCCUAGCAAAGUACCAAGGCAUCCAUUUCCGUGAGCUUGUUUGGGCAAGCAUUGGCUAUAUUAUUAAUCGGAUUUGGUAAAAGAAGUGUUUUUGAUGGUUAUUUCGAGAUUUCUCAUCACAAUUCUACUUUCAAUAUUGAUUGAAACAUCAACUCAAUGUCACUUUAAUCAUAUCAAAGGAAAUGCUUUUCUUGGCAUACUUUUAUCACCAAAUCCAAAGCAAUGAUUAGUAAUUUGCAUUAUAUUUUGUCUUAUUACUAGAUGCCAUAUUGGUGUGGCUGUACAUUGAUUCACGAUUUGUCUAAAAAUGAAUUCAGAUUGUCUUGGCACCAUUGUUGUUGGAAAACAACAAUUGGAAAAAAAACCACGGAGCAGAUUUAGCAUACCCUUGAUUACUCCUCACAAAAAGAAAGCUACUGGCCAACAGCUCUUUGAAGAAUGAAGCCAUUUAAUAGAAUGCUUAUAAUGCCCAACUUUUCAUUUCACGUCUUGACCCUUGCACAAAUCAAUAUGUCGAUGCACACUUGCGUAUAAUACCAUAAAAUGUGAAGUUGGGAAGAUGUUCUAAGACUAAGGCCUAGAUUAAGUCGUGCAUCAAGUUACAAUAAUGCACAAAAUUUAAUUAUUGAGGAGCUCAACCCCACAUUUAUUAUGGAAGCACUCUGUUGUCGAGCCUCAACCAAACCAGAACAGUGUUUAAUAUGGGCCUGAGUAAUGUUAAUGAAUAUAAUCAAAUCAAUGUUCAAAUACAUUGUGUAAGUAAGUUUAUUCUAGUAAGUUUAUUUUAGUAAGUUUAUUUUAGUUUGGCAAAUAAUAUAUGAACCAUUUACCAAGAGUCUUCAAGACAUUGUGGCAGCUUUCAAAGGAAUUACCCUGGGUGCUAAAGGUAAACCACACCCAAGGUUUUUUGCUUAUAGGUGUGAGAACCCCAUCAAGGGUAAACGCAAUCCAUAAAAAAUAUAGAUUCACUAUAUACACAAAAUAAACGAUCCUUAUACCACAA
Molecule: messenger RNA, 2173 nt
Organism: Nematostella vectensis (starlet sea anemone)
Lineage: Eukaryota; Metazoa; Cnidaria; Anthozoa; Actiniaria; Edwardsiidae
Product: ER membrane protein complex subunit 2
Exons: 1
Coding region: 20-943 (307 amino acids)
Biological process (GO): protein folding in endoplasmic reticulum
Cellular component (GO): EMC complex
Molecular function (GO): protein binding
Source: RefSeq, a predicted model, not a curated record